AUGGAGACACAAACGCCUUCCUCGCCCACUCCAGCACCACCUCCGCCUCCGCCUGCCACGGCAGCUGCGAUAACACCACGACCGACGUCCAUGGCCGCGAUGCAUCGCUCGAAGCGGAGUUCGAGCCGCAUCACUGAUGCGACCUCGCGGUACAGCGACGACGAGGCCAAGACUGCCGUCAAAGUUGCCGUCCGAGUGCGUCCGCCAUUGUCGCCGAGCGACCCAGGAUACAACCUCAUACCACAGCGAUUUCGAGAGUCCACUUGCGAAGUCCCGACACCCAACAACCUCUCGGUGCAGUCCCCACAAGGCAAGAAGCUGUUCGUUUUUGACCGCGUUUUCGACGAGAAUACUUCGCAGGAUGGCAUAUGGGAUUACCUCAGCGAAAGCGUGUCCUCGUUCGUGCGAGGCUACAAUGUCUCCAUCAUGGCAUACGGCCAGUCAGGCGCUGGCAAAUCGUACACCAUGGGCACGUCAGGGCCCGAGGAUCAAGGCGACACGGAUGUUAAGGGUGUCGUGCCACGAGCAGCUGAAGCACUUUUUGAGAAGUUGAAUGCUGGGUCGGCGAAGCACACAGGCUUACAGGCACCGAAGCGGUAUUCAACGCAGGCUCUGCCUACGCUUGCAAGCAUAGCGAAGGCAAAUGGCGCAGCGAAGAAUUGGGAGCUCAAGGCGACGUACGUGGAGAUCUACAACGAACAACUGCGCGAUCUACUGGUUCCCGAAGAUGUAGCCUUGGCCGACCGCUCGCAGGUCACUAUAAGAGAGGACACGAAGGGCCGGAUACUGUUGACCGGGCUUAAUCAGGUGCCGAUUAACUCGGUGGAUGACCUACUUCGCGCGCUGAACUUCGGCUCGGCCAUCCGACAGACUGAUGCUACUGCCAUCAAUGCACGAUCCUCCAGAUCACACGCUGUCUUUAGUCUGAAUCUGGUACAGCGCAGACAGGCCGACGGGCAAAGCAUGCAAACGCCACGACUUGAUAAGCGCAUGUCGAUGCCGAUUGACAGUGCCAGCGACGAGAAUAUGGUUACUAUCGACAGUAAGCUACACUUUGUGGAUCUGGCUGGCAGUGAGCGUCUGAAGAACACAGGAGCGACGGGCGAACGAGCAAAGGAGGGUAUUAACAUCAACCAAGGCUUAGCAAGCCUUGGCAAGGUCAUCUCACAGCUGUCAAAGCAAGGCCAUACCCACAUCUCUUACCGCGACUCGAAGUUGACGCGCUUACUACAAGACUCUCUUGGCGGGAAUGCUAUCACCUUUGUGGUCGCGUGUGUGACACCUGCUGUCUUUCAUCUCAACGAGACUUUGAACACUGUCACAUAUGCACAGCGCGCUCGAGCUAUUCAAAGCCGCCCAGAAAUCCAGCAGACUCAUGAGGAUGGCGAUAAGCAGCUUGCCAUCGAGAGGCUUCGGACUGAAGUAUCCUUCUUACGCGAUCAGCUCAAGCACGUGGAUAGGUCAGAGACGCGCGAGCUCGUCAAUGGUCGAUCACGAGGACGAGAAGCAGAGUUGCAGACGGCACUCAUGGACAUGCAAGAGAGUUACACUGCCCUCAGCCAACGGCAUGCCAAGCUCGUGUCUGAUCUAUCGAAGGCUCGCGAUAACGAAGAGUCCGAUACACACUGGUCAAAUGAGACUCUUGGCGAUCACGCGACGGAACGAAUCAAGCGGUCGAGCUCUUUCGCAGAAGCCGUGGAGCAGAUGGUGCUCGAGUACGAGAAGACCAUCCGCAGCCUGGAGUCGUCGCUCACGAAGACAAGGUCAAACCUAUCGAACAAUGAAAGUAACCUAGUCGACAAGGAUACACGAAUCGCCUACAUGGAGACGAUCCAGCAGCAGUUGCAGACAAGGAUUCAGAAAGCUAUGGAUCGCGAGCAGAACAAUGAAGGCUACCUACGAGACCUCGAAUCACGCAUGGAGGGUUCCACUUCAGGUGAAGAGCGCAAUGCAGCAAUGAUUAUCGAGCUACGCCGUGAGCUUGCACGACUACAUGAGAGCGAGGGCGGAGCUGAAGAGUAUAUUACGACACUGGAAGAACGCUUGGCCGAGGCGGAGCAAGAUCAGGAAGCCAUGCAGCACGAGCUCGACCGUCUCGAGCAUGUAGUCGAAAGGCAGAGGAGUAUCGGAAAGCUGGACAAUCUGCUCGGCGAAUUAGAUGGUGUGAAUCAUAAGACCGGCGUCCCAGUCCCACCUGCCAAGAAUCCGCAACGACAACAUGUCAACGGCAAUCGCGAGUCGUACGACCCAUUCAGACCUCGCGCAGUGACUAUGGACAGCGUCGCAACCACUACCGAGGACGAUUUCACUGAUGCUGAGACCGAGCAGAUGGAUGACAAUCACGUCGAGCCAGAUCAUCACCAGUACCAAGCGCCUCAUAUCGUCGAGCGAGCGGAUAACGUCGAGCAUGAAGUGCGCGACCCUGCCCAGACAGAAUUCAUGGCAGAUAAGGUGGAGAACCUCACCCAAGAGCUUUUCGACCUACGCUCCGAUCAUGAGACGAAUCUGGUGGAAUACGACAAUCUGCAGCAGAAGUACCAAACUGCGCUCGAGACACUCGCCAAAUUAGAGUACGGCAAAGAAACACCCAAAUCCCUAGUUGCGCCAACACAGACUAUGCCGCCAUCUUUUUUAGCCGACGCGGGGAUGAAGACAGAGGAGAAGGCAGGACAGCCUUCAUCCUCGCGGUCGUUGUCGGCGGAAUUGUCCUCGCAUACGCGAUCCUUGAGCACUACCGACGAGCCUUUGGAGAGGCGGCCAUCAGGUAUCAGCGAUGAACUUUCUGUGCAGCACGAUGUCACGGAUGCGGAUAUUGACGCUACGGAAAGCAGUCCAAAUGUCAAUCGUGAGAUGGAGCUGCUCAAGAGGCUGCACACCGAGAAGGAACUGUCUAUGACUGAGCUUACCAACAACUAUAAAAGCUUGGCUGCACGACAUCAGGCGACAUUGCAGCAGGUUGAGGACAUGAAGCAUGAGAUCCAUCGGUCGCAUUACAGCUUCCGACCUGCUUCUCCGAGUCUUACCAAGCCUGUUCUUAGGAGGAAGUCGGACGACAUACUUGGCUCAGACCGUGCUUCUCGGUCAUUAGCCUCGCUCAAGAACAUUGCUUUGGAGAAUUUUGAGGAAGUCCCUGACACGAGGCAGAGCUUUGAGCUACAUCUCAACAGUGUGAUGACUGAGCUUCACGGCCGUACCGAGAAGUCGAUGGCUCUCGAAGCUGAACUUGGCACGAUGCGCAAGGAGCUCGAGGCGAAGCAGACGCUAGUAGCCGGACUGACGAGAGAACGUGCAAGCUUGACCGCAUCCUCUGGCGUCGAUUUCUCGGUGGUUGGCAGGAUGCGAGAGCAGCUAGAGGAAAGCGAGCACCAAAUUCGGUCACUUCACCAGCAGCAUGCAAGCAGAGAGCAGGAGUUCCAGAGCCAGCUGGGUAGUCUGAAGGCAAGCCUCGCCGGACACCAAAAGGUCGUGACCGAUCGAAGUGGUCAAUUGCCGACUCCACUGGAAGAACGAUUCGAUCACGUACCUGGUGACUUCCCGGAAACGCCUUCCUUCGACACACCGACGAUGGAGACUACCCGUGAUCAAGCCAUGGCCGGUGCUACGAUCUCGAACAUAGCUGGCCAGCGUGCCGACGAGAUCUCCCGACUGCAAGGUGAUCUUGCUGCCUGGGAGACACGGCACAACGACGCUGUGGGCUCGAUGAAGCAGUCUGAAGCGAAACUUCUCGAUACUAUCGCGGAGCUUGAGGACUCGUUGCGUAGAGCUGAGCAAACAGCCCGCUCUGGUAAAAAGGAGCUUCCUCAGCUUCCCGGUGCCGCUGCUGUUAGUGCCAGUGUUGAAGAGGAGCGCUCCAAGCAUAGAAAGAUCGUGGACACCAUGCAGAGGGAGCUCGACCAGCACAAGACCGCCGCAGGAGUCCACUCUACUAAACUCCAGCACCUGGAACAGUCAUACUCCAGCAUCAUCCGUCAGGUUGAUGACGAUGCUAAGACUCGCGACCUGAGCGAGAAGGAGCUCGAGACUCAUAAGAGUCUUGUGAACAAUCUUGAGGGCCAGUUGAACGUACAUAAGACGGCGGUCGCUAUGCAUCAGGAUACACUCGAGAAGCUCCAGAUCGGCCACAGCAAGGAACUUGAGGAGCUCAAUAGUUCCGCAGCAGCUGCUGAGACACAGUCCAAGGAGCGUCAGGCACAGUUGGAGGAGCACCACUCGCUUGUCAUCCAGAAUAUGGAGGCAGAUCUAUUGCACAGCCAGAAGACUAUCUCUGACUUGCUACGCAAUGCGUCCUCCGCGCUAGGCUACGAGACGGAUCCGAAGCAGCUUCAUGUUCAGAUCAAGGGCUUGGUAGAUGAAGGCAAGGAGCUUCACGGUAGGCACUUGAAGACGACCAACGACCUCAAAGCCGUGCAAGAGGAGCUGCAGAAUGCAAUGACUCAUUCUGUGAGCCUUGAGAACAAGAUCGGCGAGCUCAAGAUGAUUAACGAAGAAGCUCUGCUCAACCUGCAGAAGAUCUCGGAAAAGGAAAAGAAGAGUGCUCGACUAGUAGAGGAGCUUGAGGAGCAGCUCAACAAUAAUUUCGACUCGCACCAGCAGACAAACCACAGGCUCUCCACCUUCCAGACAGAGACGUCGCAUGCGCGUAUGGAGCUGGAGAGGGAGUUGGAGGAGGCCAAGCUCCGAAACAAUAUGCUCGAGAUGUCGACGCUUAAGCGCCACUCAAUUACUUCGAACGCAUCUGGUCCGACGUACAACCGCGAGUCGCUCUCGCCUGAAGCUGCCGCGAUUGCACUCGCUCGCUCAGGCUCGCAGACUUCGAUACGCAAGUCGGCAAAUUCUUCAGCCAUGCCUGCUCCACCGCCCUCGAUACCGCUUCCGCCACUCCCUGGCACUUCGCCGUCUUUGACGGCCACACCACAGCUGCCCGGUAUCGAGCGUGCGACCUCGCCCAUCCAACGUAUGACUUCGCCAUCGCACGACUCUCGCCCUGAUUCUCGCGACCAUGCGAGGGAUGCUUCGAUGGUCCAGCUGCUUGAAGAACAAGAGGCACGUAUUCGCACCAUCGAAAAGCAUCUGUUUGCCGAGAAGCAGCUCACUGCUACCCUCGAGGAGGCUUUGGUAGACCUGGAGACUUCAGCCAACCGCACAAAGUCAGAUAUGGACAGCUGGCGUAAGAAGUGCACUACACUAGAGGACGAGCUUGUGACACUGCACAAGGCCACCACAAAUUCCCGUGCCAGCCUGCAAGCUGUCGAAGAGGAACGAGAGAUGAGGAUGCGAGCCGAACGAGCUCGUCAAGCGCUAGAGCAGCGCAUGAUGGAGCUCAACUCUAGCAAGAAGAAGAAGAAGAAUGCGCUCAAUUGCUUCUAG
Molecule: messenger RNA, 5367 nt
Organism: Recurvomyces mirabilis
Lineage: Eukaryota; Fungi; Ascomycota; Dothideomycetes; Mycosphaerellales; Teratosphaeriaceae
Exons: 3
Coding region: 1-5367 (1788 amino acids)
Biological process (GO): mitotic spindle organization; spindle elongation; microtubule-based movement
Cellular component (GO): microtubule associated complex
Molecular function (GO): microtubule motor activity; microtubule binding; ATP binding
Source: RefSeq, a predicted model, not a curated record